AUGUAUUCAAAAAAGAUCAAGAAUAGAAACCAUGACAAAGGACAACCAUUUCUCCUGCCUACUAUUUCAGAAGGAAAGCAAGAGUUGGGAAUUGGAACUUAUAAUCCAGAAAAUGUGAAGAAGUUGAUUGCUGAAGCUAUUAUUAUGCACGAUUAUCCACUGUCAAUUGUGGAUCACGUUAGUCUUAAAAGAGUAUUUGUUUCUCUCCAACCAUUGUUUAAAGUUCCUACCAGAAACACAAUCAAGAAGGAGGUAUUGAAAGUUUAUGAUUUUGAGAAAAAAUAUGCUACGAAGAUGUUAGAUAGCCAUGAAGGAAGAGUGGCGGUUACCACAGAUAUGUGGACUUCAAGCAAAAAAAAAGGGUAUAUGGAACUUACGGCUCACUAUAUUGAUGGCUCGUGGACUUUACAGAGUCAAAUCUUGAGGUUCAUUUAUGUUCCAGCCCCUCACACUAGUGAAAGACUUGCUGAAGCACUUGUUAAUUGUUUAAUGGACUGGAACAUUGAUUCAAAGCUUUGUACUGUUACUUUAGAUAAUUGUAGCACAAAUGACUCCAUGAUUAGGAAAAUUAAGGAUAAGUUGUCGUUGGAAAGUUUGAUAAUGGAUGGGUCUUUGUUACAUAUGUGUUGUUGUGCACACAUCCUUAUUUUAAUUGUUCAGGAGGGGAUACAAGUGAUUAAGGAUGGAAUAGAAAAUAUUUGGGAUAGUUGGAAAUUUGCCAAAGAUGUUUGUGAGUGCUUGAAAUUGUUUAAUGAAGUAACUGAGUUGAUUUCUGGUACAAAAUAUCCAACUGCCAACUUGUACUUUCCUAAGAUUUGUAAGAUUAAGUUGGCAAUAGAGGAAUGGAAAAUGUCCUCCAAUUCAAUUAUUGAGGUUAUGGCCACAAAAAUGAUGAAAAAAUUUCAAAAUUAUUGGAGUGGUGUUCAUGAUAUGAUGGGAGUUGAUGCAGUUUUGGAUCCUAGGAAGAAGAUGGCUGUACUUAAUUUCUGGUUUCCUAAGUUGUAUGGUGAAGAUUCAAGUGCACAAGUUAGUAGAAUCAGAGAGAUGUGUUAUGAUUUGCUCAAUGAUUAUCAACAGAUUAAACUUAGAGAUGCACAACCUACUUCUCCAUCCAUUGGUACAACUACUGUUGUUGAUGAUGAGGCUGAAUUUGAUGCAUACAUUGAGACGAUUGCAGACAACUCAAGUUCAAGUGUUAAGUAUGAGUUGGAUCAUCAUUUGAAGGAGCCGGUUAUAAAAAAAACUCCAGAAUUUGAUAUUUUGAAUUGGUGGAAGGUAAAUGGAGUUGUGUAUCCAACACUUCAAGCAAUCUCAAGAGAUGUGUUAGUUAUUCCUAUCUCUACAGUAGCUUCUGAAUCGGCCUUCAGUAAUAGUGGUCGAAUAUUGAGUCUUCAUCGUAGCCGACUUAACUGGACUACCGUAGAGGCUUUGAUGUGUGCUAGGAGUUGGCUAUGGGCUGCUCAGAAUAAUGAAACUUCUAGAGUUACAGAAGAAAUUGCUACUGUGUUGAAUGAAAUGGAGUCUGACGAUGAAGGUAUUCUCUGA
Vicia villosa (hairy vetch) is the source of this 1545-nucleotide messenger RNA. RefSeq names its product zinc finger BED domain-containing protein RICESLEEPER 1-like. Gene Ontology annotation, molecular function: DNA binding; protein dimerization activity. The record is from RefSeq and is a predicted model, not a curated record. Lineage: Eukaryota; Viridiplantae; Streptophyta; Magnoliopsida; Fabales; Fabaceae. The transcript has 5 exons. Bases 1 to 1545 code for a protein of 514 amino acids.